This is a messenger RNA of Nelumbo nucifera (sacred lotus), 1031 nucleotides long. The record is from RefSeq and is a predicted model, not a curated record. NCBI's taxonomy places the organism in Eukaryota, Viridiplantae, Streptophyta, Magnoliopsida, Proteales, Nelumbonaceae.
AAAGUUGGAAACAGUAGAGUAAGAUCCUCAGCCCUAAAGUAUAUAUGCUUUAACUGAAUCAAAGAGGUACAAUCUUUAUUACUAAAAGCAGAGCACCUGGUCUUAAACUCUUAAUGAGUAGAUUGCUAAUCAUCAUACAUUGCCUAAUUACCGAGCAGGGUGUUAGAUCCCUUGAUAUAUGGAGAUUACCCUCCAGAGAUGCGUCACCAUCUUGGUGCUCGACUGCCCAAGUUCUCAGUGGAGGAGUCCAAGACACUAAACGGCAGUAUUGACUUCAUCGGCAUCAACCACUAUUCAAGUUUAUAUGCCAAAGACUGCAUCAACUCUCCUUGUCCUACAGGAGAAAGUCAUGCAUUCCUAGGUUUUGUUUACACAACCGGUUUUAGGGAUGGUGUUGCAAUUGGAGAGCCGACUCCGAUGCCUAGAUUCUUCAUAGUUCCAGAUGGACUGGAGAAAAUGGUAGAGUACAUUAAAACAAGAUACAAUAAUAAACCCAUUUUUGUCACUGAAAAUGGACUUGCUCAAUCAGACCAACCUGCAGGUAAGAGAGAAGAUUUACUGAAUGACAACAAGCGAAUCGAGUUUUUCAAAGGUUACCUUGCUUCUCUUGCUCGAGCAAUCAGGAAUGGGGCUGAUGUGCGAGGCUAUUUUGUGUGGUCACUGAUGGACAACUUUGAAUGGACGAGGGGGUUUAGCAUGAGAUUCGGACUCUAUUACGUCGACUACCAAACGCUGGAACGGACUCCAAAGCUAUCUGCAAAAUGGUACAGGGAUUUCCUCACCCCCAACGCUACUGAUGAAUAUGAUGAUAUGCUAGUGAAGCGAUCGAGCAACAACUUAAAAGAUAGCCAACUGGAGAGAUGUUGAAGCAGGUAUAUGAUCCUUCUUGGAUUAUCAUUUUCAUCAUCACCGGACAUGGAAGAUUUUAACUGCUUCUAAGCUUCCUCCCCUUCUCUGCUGCUCUCUUGCUAAAUUAUUGUACAUUUGUAUUGUACCGACUAAAAUGGCAAAUAAUCUAAGUUCUUUUAUGG